Messenger RNA from Botrytis deweyae, 471 nucleotides. RefSeq lists its product as uncharacterized. NCBI's taxonomy places the organism in Eukaryota, Fungi, Ascomycota, Leotiomycetes, Helotiales, Sclerotiniaceae. The record is from RefSeq and is a predicted model, not a curated record. The transcript has 2 exons. Bases 1 to 471 code for a protein of 156 amino acids.
AUGUAUGCACAUCAAUGUGAGAAACGUAUAUUCAAAUCACAACGUUUGUCUGGUGAUACUGCAGACUGCAGACUGCAGUUUGCAGAAGCGGUGCCUCGUGAUAGAUUCUUUGCACCAACGAGAAAUGAUAUGCCAUGCUGCGAUAUGAUAGAUAGGAAAAACGCAGAAACACACUUGCAUUCCGCGCUAUCCUCGGAUACACCUCCCUUUCUCAUCAUUGCAUUUCUCUCGCUACCAUACCUCGACUCUGAGGACAAACCAUUGCAUCACAUCAGAUUCAUAUCCAACACAAACUCCCAUGUACGCACGGAAGCGUACGUGGAUGUACAAACAAGCACCAACGAACAUGAUCAUGAUCAUCCCAAGCGGGAGAUUACAUUGAAACACUCCAGUAAGUUUACGGUACCUGACGCCGUUACCGGGCGCACUAUACAGGACCCCCUAUUUCCUCUUUCCUCUUCGGCAUCAUGA